AUGUGGAGGGAGAAUGCAGGGAUAAAGCUGGCAAAGAUGAGGAAAAUUGGCUGUGCUCUCCUGGUACUCCAAGCUCUUCUGGCGCCUUUCGAUCUUGUUCGUGGAGCGGAGAAAAGUUAUCCCAUCCUGAACAUUGCAGUGAUUCUGGGAAGGACCAAGUAUAUCACAGAGAGAGAUAUCAGAGCUCUCUGGACCAGGGAAAUGUCAGCAGACCUGACUGUUGAUGUCAAUGUAGUGACCCUUCUGGUGAACCAGACUGACCCUAAGAGCAUCAUAACACAUGUUUGCGACUUGAUGUCAGGCACCAAGAUCCAUGGAGUGGUUUUUGGAGAUGAUACUGAUCAGGAGGCAGUAGCUCAGAUUUUGGAUUUUAUUUCAUCUCAGACUUCUAUUCCAAUUCUUGGAAUUCAUGGCGGGGCCUCCAUGAUAAUGGCAGAUAAGGAUGUGAUGUCCACAUUCUUCCAGUUUGGGGCUUCCAUCCAGCAAGAAGCCAUCAUCAUGCUGAAGAUCAUGCAGGAUUAUGACUGGCACGUAUUCUCUCUGGUGACCACCACCUUCCCUGGAUAUCGAGACUUCAUCAAUGUCAUUAAGACCACAGUGGAAAAUAGUUUUGUGGGCUGGGACAUGCAGAACAUCAUCGUACUCGAUACCGCCUUUGGAGAUGCCAAGACCCAAAUUCAGCUGAAGAAAAUUCAUUCAUCUGUCAUUCUGCUAUAUUGUUCCAAGGAUGAAGCUGUCUACAUACUGGAUGAGGCUCGUUCCCUGGGCCUUACUGGCUAUGAUUUCUUUUGGAUAGUUCCCAGCCUGGUUAGUGGUAACACAGAAAUCACUCCCAAGGAGUUUCCUUCAGGACUUAUUUCAGCAUCUUACGAUGAAUGGGACUACAGUUUAGAAGCUCGGGUACGGGAUGGCCUUGGGAUUAUUGCCACUGCUGCAUCAGCCAUGCUGGAAAAAUACUCCUUCAUUCCUGAAGCAAAAACUAGCUGCUAUGGACAACUGGAGAAAAAUGACCGGCCAUCUCACACCUUGCACAAGUUUAUGAUGAAUGUGACUUGGGAAGGUAAAGAUUUGUCCUUCACAGCAGAUGGUUAUCAGGCACACCCCAGGCUGGUGGUGAUAGUACUGAACAACGAUCGCGAAUGGGAAAAGGUGGGGAAAUGGGAGAACAACUCACUGAGCCUGAAGUACUCUGUCUGGCCAAGGUACAGCUCUUUCGCAGACAGCGACCCAGACGAUAACCAUUUGAGUAUUGUCACCCUGGAGGAGGCUCCCUUUGUCAUUGUUGAGGAUGUGGAUCCUUUGAUGGAAAGUUGCCAAAAAAACACUGUGCCAUGUCGUAAAUUUGUCAAAAUUAACAACUCAACGAAUGAGGGAACUAACGUAAAGAAGUGCUGCAAAGGAUUCUGCAUCGAUAUCUUGAAGAAGUUGUCUAAAACUGUCAAGUUCACGUAUGACCUGUAUUUGGUGACUAAUGGGAAACAUGGCAAAAAAGUCAAUAAUGUGUGGAAUGGAAUGAUUGGUGAAGUGGUAUAUCAUCGUGCAGUUAUGGCUGUGGGGUCUCUCACUAUUAAUGAAGAGCGGUCUGAAGUGGUUGACUUUUCAGUGCCAUUUGUUGAGACUGGGAUUAGCGUCAUGGUGUCACGGAGCAAUGGCACAGUUUCACCAUCUGCUUUUCUAGAGCCUUUUAGUGCUUCUGUCUGGGUGAUGAUGUUUGUGAUGCUUCUCAUUGUGUCUGCCAUGGCUGUCUUUAUAUUUGAGUACUUUAGUCCUGUAGGAUAUAACAGGAACUUAGCACAAGGGAGAGAUCCCCAUGGACCAUCCUUUACCAUUGGAAAGGCAGUGUGGUUACUCUGGGGCUUGGUAUUCAACAACUCUGUGCCUGUGCAAAACCCCAAAGGGACAACAAGUAAAAUCAUGGUGUCGGUUUGGGCUUUCUUUGCUGUCAUUUUCCUGGCUAGUUAUACUGCCAACUUAGCUGCAUUUAUGAUUCAAGAGGAAUUUGUUGACCAAGUGACUGGAUUGAGUGAUAAAAAGUUUCAAAGGCCGCAUGAUUAUUCACCUCCUUUUCGAUUUGGAACGGUCCCAAAUGGAAGCACAGAAAGGAAUAUCAGAAACAACUACCCUGAUAUGCACCUUUACAUGACAAAGUAUAAUCAGAAAGGAGUUGAAGAUGCCUUGGUCAGCUUGAAAACUGGGAAGUUGGAUGCUUUCAUCUAUGAUGCAGCAGUGCUGAAUUACAAGGCUGGAAGAGACGAAGGCUGCAAACUUGUCACAAUAGGGAGUGGAUACAUCUUUGCCACUACAGGCUAUGGAAUAGCGCUUCAGAAAGGAUCACCUUGGAAGAGACAAAUUGAUCUAGCCCUACUUCAGUUUGUUGGAGAUGGGGAAAUGGAAGAGUUAGAAACCCUGUGGCUGACUGGUAUUUGCCACAAUGAGAAGAAUGAAGUCAUGAGCAGCCAGCUGGACAUUGACAACAUGGCAGGAGUGUUUUACAUGCUUGCAGCAGCCAUGGCACUCAGUUUAAUAACCUUUGUCUGGGAGCACUUAUUUUACUGGAAACUUAGAUUCUGCUUCACUGGAGUCUGCUCAGAUAGGCCGGGAUUGUUGUUCUCAAUCAGCAGGGGUAUUUACAGUUGCAUUCAUGGAGUCCACAUUGAAGAAAAAAAGAAGUCUCCUGACUUUACUUUGACCAAUUCCCAAACCAACAUGUUAAAACUACUGCGAACAGCGAAAAAUAUGACCAAUAUCAAUCCUUCAAGAACUGACUCCCCCAAAAGAACAGCUGAUUUUAUUCAUAGGGGUUCCUUGAUUAUGGACAUGGUCAUGGAUAAGGGAAACUUGAUAUUUUCUGAUAACAGAUCCUUUCAGACAAAGGACAACUUUUUUGGUGACAACAUGAGUGAACUGCAGACACUUCCUGGCAAUCGACACAAGGACAAUCUUAACAACUAUGUUUUCCAAGGUCAGCAUCCUCUCACACUGAAUGAGUCCAAUCCAAAUACAGUAGAGGUUGCAGUAACAGCAGAAGCAAAAGUGAACUCCAGACCCAGGCAGCUUUGGAGGAAAUCUGUUGAGUCUUUACGUCAAGAAUCUGUACGUCAGAGCCAAGGUUCCCAGAGAGAAAACGGGUCAGAUGAAAACAGGCAGCUUUCAGUGAAAAGCCAAAGAUACCUUCCUGAAGAGAUUGCCCAUUCAGAUGUAUCAGAGACAUCAAGCCGAGCUACUUGCCAUAUGGAACCUGAAAACAACAACAAGCACCACAAAACCAAGGACAAUUUUAAAAAAAGGACGGUAGCAUCAAAAUACCCAAAAGAUUGUAGUGAAGUGGAACUGACAUAUCUGAAAACCAAACAGAGCUCUCCAAGGGAUAAAAUCUACACGAUUGAUGCUGACAAGGAGCCAGGAUUCCGCUUGGACACACCUCAGUACAUCGAAAACAUUGUCCUUCCAGAAACUGUAGAGUUUCCUGAUGUUUAUCAAGAUCACAAUGACAACUACAGGAAAGCAGAACAUGCUAACAGGACUCCCUUGCAUAAUGAAGACAGUCUUCCAGAUAAUGACCAGUAUAAACUUUAUGCAAAGCACUACACUUUAAAAGAUAAAAACGCUUCCCUAGUUGACAUGAACGAUAGAUACAGACAGAAUUCCACCCACUGCAGGAGUUGUCUUUCCAAUUUGCCCACUUAUGCGGGACACUAUUCGAGCAGAUCUCCCUAUAAAUGCGAUGCAUGCUUGCGGAUGGGGAACCUCUAUGAUAUUGAAGAAGAUCAGAUGCUGCAGGAUACAACGAACUUAUCAAUUCCUGAAGAAAUAUAUGAGCAUAGUUGGUCACAAAAUAAUGCUCUGCAAUAUCAUAAAAAAAAUAAGCUGAGGAUUAGCAGGCAACAUUCUUUUGAUAAUAUCGCUGAUAAGUCCAGGGAAGUUGAUAUUGGAAGACCUUCUCGUAGUAUAAGCUUGAAAGAAAGAGAGAAAUUUCUACAAAGUAGUCCAUAUGCAAGCAUGUUUAGUGUUCCCUCAAGCAAACUGUUGAGCAACAAGGCCUCGCUUUUAACUCACUCUCUAGAGGACAGUAAGCGGAGCAAGUCCCUGUAUCCUGUUCACUCAGAUGAUAAUCCCUUUCUGCACUCGUAUCGUGAUGACCAGCACUUAUCUCUUAGGCGAAGUCCAGCUGAUUUUUAUAAACAUUCAUUACCAACAAGAGGAAGAAAUGAUAAUUAUUUAAGGUCAUCCAUAAAGUCUACAGCAUCAUACUGUUCCAGGGAUGGUCGGAUCCAUAAUGACAUGUACAUUUCAGAGCAUGUUUUGCCUUACGUUGCAAAUAGGAAUAGCUUGUACUCAACUCCAAGGGUUUUAAAUUCCUGUAGCAAUAGACGUGUGUAUAAGAAAAUGCCUAGCAUUGAAUCAGAUGUUUAAAUUUUCCAUUAACACUUUAUAUAUAGGGAAAAAAUAGUUGCCACCAUCUUAGAGGAAGAAUUUAUCCUUUAACAGUAUCCUGCUAUGGUAAAUGAUACGUAAACCUCUCCCUUUCCCAAUGUACUUUUGUACAUGAAUAAGUAAACUAGUAUGCUCUUAACUAUCCUUUUAAAAUGUCUUGUUAAAAAGGAUAAAAAAUAGCCAUUUAUCUAUGCUUUAUAUAUAAAUGGCAAGCUGUACUGAAAUAGCCCCAAUAUAUGUUGGCAACUAUGCUGCUUUGUAUCUAAUUAUUUUACUAUUUCGGUUAUUCUGAUUUAUGUUGCUAAGUAUCAUU
Messenger RNA from Gymnogyps californianus (California condor), 4747 nucleotides. RefSeq names its product glutamate ionotropic receptor NMDA type subunit 2A (gene GRIN2A). The coding region runs from base 1 to 4413 and encodes 1470 amino acids. Gene Ontology annotation, biological process: synaptic transmission, glutamatergic; monoatomic ion transport; excitatory postsynaptic potential. Gene Ontology annotation, cellular component: plasma membrane; postsynaptic density membrane; NMDA selective glutamate receptor complex. NCBI's taxonomy places the organism in Eukaryota, Metazoa, Chordata, Aves, Accipitriformes, Cathartidae. The transcript has 13 exons. Gene Ontology annotation, molecular function: NMDA glutamate receptor activity; transmitter-gated monoatomic ion channel activity involved in regulation of postsynaptic membrane potential. The record is from RefSeq and is a predicted model, not a curated record.